This is a messenger RNA of Mytilus trossulus (common blue mussel), 2568 nucleotides long. RefSeq lists its product as uncharacterized. Gene Ontology annotation, cellular component: cytoplasm; nucleus. Bases 221 to 1927 code for a protein of 568 amino acids. NCBI's taxonomy places the organism in Eukaryota, Metazoa, Mollusca, Bivalvia, Mytilida, Mytilidae. The record is from RefSeq and is a predicted model, not a curated record. Gene Ontology annotation, biological process: response to heat; protein refolding. The transcript is spliced from 2 exons.
AAUUUUUGUUACUUUAUUUAUUCACCUUUUGUAACAUCACGAAAAGACAGUUCCAGAAAAGUGUUCAUUAGUGUAUAUAAAACGACAGCCCUGACAUCAUUAUACAGUUCGUCUAUAGAUUCUGGAUGAUAAAGCUGUUUGAAUUGGACUUCCUAUAAAAACUGUCAGUGUUCUUUAUACAGAAAAGUUGGAAUAAGUUUUGACGACUCCAACAGUCAAAAUGUCAAUGUUACCUAGAUCGGUGCCUAUCCGAUAUGAAAGAGACUUUUGGCCGUCGUCUUAUGACCGUCGAAUGCCGAUUUAUCACGACUCUUUCCCCUCAUAUGACUAUAGAUAUUCAACGUCAAUGCAACCAUCUAUGCCUAUGACAACGUACAGAGAUCCGAUUCCAUUCGAAUAUGAGCGACCUUUGCAAGAAACCAGAGUGGUGCCGAGUAGCAGCGUCGACCAUGAAAUGAGGAGAAUGAACGAUGAAAUGAAACGCAUGUGUGAUAGUAUGUCUCGAAGUGUAGCAGUAGCUCCAUCACAGCCACCCGUCUUGCCGUCAGUCGACGAUUGGCGUCUAACAGAAAAUUUUAGGAUGGACAAUCCUAUAACCCAGGAACGUGACGGUUCAAGAAAAUUUUAUCUAGAAUUCGAUGUUGCGCAAUUCAAACCGGAAGAAAUUACGGUCAAAACAACUGGAAAUCAACUGUCCGUUCAUGCUAGGCAUGAAGAUAAAAACGACCCAAACAGAUCAGCUUACCGUGAAUUUGCUAGACAAUAUGUCAUACCAAAAGAAGUAAGGCCAGAGUUUUUGACAUCAAAAUUGAGCGAUAGGGGAAAACUGAUCAUUGAAGCACCACUACCAGCAUUAACAGGAGGCAGAGACAAGCUUAUUCCAAUUGAACAUAGGAAAUUGUCAUACCUUUCAGACACUGUACCUGUUAAAUAUGAACGAGAAACAUACAGAAGUCAAACGACUUCUGAAAGGCGUAUACCAACAUACAGUGAUUACACACCAUAUGACCAUCGGUUGAAUAAAUACGAAAGGGACAUACCAACAAAGUACUCUACCAAACCGUUGACGUAUACUAACACACAUUCUACAUAUAAAAAGGAUAUUCCGUAUUCUAGUUAUUCUCCGGUCUCCAGUUAUACUAGUCGACCUUUGAGCUAUACGCCUGUCUCUAGUGACACGAGUCGACCGCUCAGCUAUAAGCCUGUCUCCAGUUAUACGAGUCGACCGCUCAGCUAUACGCCUGUCUCCAGUUAUACGAGUCGACCAUUCAACGAUACCACUGUCUCCAGUUAUACGAGUCGACCAUUCCACUAUACGCCAGUCUCCAGUUACAAAAGUCGACCAUUCCACUAUACCCCGGUCUCCAGUUAUACGAGCAGACCAAUCACAUACAACAGUACGAAAAAACCUUCUACUUCAGACGAUAACUGGAUCACAUAUGACAAAGAAAUGACUCACGAAAGUGACGAAAUAAGAAAGGAAUGGGAGGAUACCUUCAAGAAAAUAGCACCAAGAGCUGACCAAUGGUCUCUUGCCGAUACUAUCUCAAAACGAAUGGUCCCGGUUACUGAGUCUGAUGACUGGAUUACUGGAGGAGAUAACAAAGCACAUGACUUCAUUGUACAUGACGCAGAUGGAAAACGCAAAUUUUAUGCUGAAUUUGAUCUGUCACAAUUCAAACCAGAGGAAAUCCAGAUAAAAACAAGUGGGAGCUAUCUUACGAUACGUGCAAGACAUCAGGAUAGGGAUCCAAGUAAUUCAUCGAAAAGAGAAUAUUCUCGCGAGAUUCUCCUUCCAGACGAGGUCAGUACGGACUUUAUAACAUCGAAACUAAGUCGAACAGGAAAACUAACACUCGAUGCACCGAUUUUUGGCUCUCAGCGAAAAAACAGAGACGUUUCAAUUCCGGUUGAAUACGGAUAUUAGAAAACGUAUAUUGUAUAUAUUCUGUGUAUUAGUCUAUAUGUUACGAGCAAACUAAGACAUGGGAAGGAAAUUAAUAGUUAAAACAACAGUAAUAUUUCCAGGGAAUUACGUAGUCGAAGGAGAAGUGGUAACAUGACUUUAAUAAUACCCUUUAACAGUGUUUUGCAUAGAUUAUCCAUACCCGAACAGAAGGCAGUUGUAAAUAAUAUCAAUAAUGUGUUGUAUUUAAUAAAAAAAAAGUAUCAAUACGAAAAUAAUUUUGCUGUGGACUACAUGUAGCUGUUGAAAUAAUAUAAUUGUUAACCUACUGAUUUGUAUCACUUAUGUCGUCUGAGUGACAAUAGCCUAACAGACAAAUAUUUCAAUGCAUUAUUCAUAUUUGGAUUGUUAACAUUCAAAUGUUAAACUGAAGUGUAAAUCAAUACAGGAAAAAGAAGGUUUAGUGCAAUUUGAAUCGUUUUUAUGACUCUAAAUAUAAAUUGUAAGUAAAAAUAAAAAUGAACAAAAUUGAGGAAAUAAAAUAAAAAGAACUUGAAACUACUAUUUACUUUGAAAUUGUGUGAUUAUUAUACAAAUACAAUAACUAUGUAUUCAGGGACAACAUUUUUUAUAGAAUAAUUAUUUAUAAAUGUUUUAAAUUC